This is a messenger RNA of Bacidia gigantensis, 921 nucleotides long. RefSeq lists its product as uncharacterized. The transcript has 3 exons. The record is from RefSeq and is a predicted model, not a curated record. NCBI's taxonomy places the organism in Eukaryota, Fungi, Ascomycota, Lecanoromycetes, Lecanorales, Ramalinaceae. The coding region runs from base 1 to 921 and encodes 306 amino acids. Gene Ontology annotation, molecular function: S-adenosylmethionine-dependent methyltransferase activity.
AUGGAAGAACAAACAUUUCGGGCAUAUAGCCAAAAGCAGGCACAAGCUUACCUCUCGGGUAGAGGUCAGGACAAUGAAAAUCUCUUCGGUGUCAUCUGUGAGCACCAUGCUUCCACAGGUGGGCAUUUCGGGACACUCCUUGAUCUUGGUUGUGGCCCAGGAAACUCCACCAGGCCGAUAGCAAAGCAUUUCGAGAGGGCAUACGGUAUCGACGCGAGUGAAGCGAUGAUUGCGACGGGUAUAGAGGUUGGGAGGAAUGCGGUUGAUGGUGAGACGAAAACGGGAGGAAAAGUGGAGUAUAAGGUGGGCAGAGUGGACGAGGAUACUCUCAAAUUGAAGGAGGAAGGUAUUGAAAUUGACUUGAUCAUCGCAGGCAUGGCGGCACACUGGUUCGACCUGCCGAAAUUUUGGGAGGCGGCAGGCCGGGCGCUGAAAAGGGGAGGGACUGUGGCAUUGUGGCAGUAUCCUUCUCUUGCAUGCUUCCAUCCGUCGAUGCCGAACGCCAUGGAGGCCACUGCGAUACUGAACCGGCUGAUUGAGGUAGACACAGGGGAGUUUGAGAAGCCUGGCAAUCGUAUAUGCCGCGAGGCUUAUCACAACUUGUGUAUGCCCUGGGAUGUCUCUCCGCCCGUGGCAGGCUUCUCGAGGGAAGGCUUCAAGAGGAUGGAGUGGGACCGAGAGGGCAAAUUGAGCUCGGGCGAUCAUUUCUUCUUGGGAGACAAGGCCACCACCGUACAGCUGGUAUAUGAGGGGAUUUGUACGUCGAGCAUGGUACAACGGUGGAGGGAGGGAAACCCUCAGCUGGCGGACACGGACGAGGAUGUGGCAGUCAAGGCGAUCAAAAGAGUCAGGGAGCUGAUAGGGAGGGAGGAGGUCAUUGCUGGCAGAGACUGCGUCUUGUUGCUGUUCAAGAAGAGCUGA